Cyclocybe aegerita is the source of this 1623-nucleotide messenger RNA. NCBI's taxonomy places the organism in Eukaryota, Fungi, Basidiomycota, Agaricomycetes, Agaricales, Hemipholiotaceae. The record is from the annotation of a GenBank genome assembly.
AUGUCCAUCGACCUCAGCCUUGAUAGAUUGGAGCGCCUCGUGUCGCACCUCCCACCCUACACCAGGCCAACACUGCACAUCGCGGGCACCAAUGGCAAAGGCAGUGUCUCCGCACUCCUCACAUCGAUCCUCCGCGCCUCCGCGCCGCCCCUCCGUGUUGGGAGGUACAACAGCCCGCAUCUCGUGUCGAUCUACGAUUGCAUCACCUUGGACGAUGUGCCCGUUUCUCCUGAGGUGUACGCGUCUGCGCGUGCCGAAAUUGAGGAGGCCGAUGCCAAGCACGGAACGAAGCUGAGCAGCUUUGAGCUGUUGACGCUCGCAGCAUUGAGGGUGUUUGAGAAGGAACGCGUGGAUGUGGUAGUGUUGGAAGUGGGUAUGGGAGGACGGCUCGAUGCGACGAACAUCGUUCCAGACAACGCGAUCGCCGUAUCCGCGUUAGCAGCGGUGGAUCUCGACCACCAGUUCUUUCUUGGCGAGACCGUGGAGCUUAUCGCAAGAGAGAAAGCUGGGAUCGGACGUGCUGGACGGCCAUUCGUUCUAGGCAAACAACGGCAUUCAAGCGUCGAAGGAGAGGUGAAGAACGUGCUUGAUACUUUUAAUGCCGCAUUGGUCCGUGCGCUAGACGUGAAGAAGGUGGAUUGGGACGAGCAACGUGACGGACCAAAGACAUCUCCUUUUUCGCUAUCCUUCGAGGCGGCGACUGCGACGGCAUUUGGAAAACCAGCGCCACAACCUGUCGUUGUCGAUCUUCCGUGUUUCUCCUCCCCAGUGCGAGCCUUACUCCCGCUCUAUGGCGCACAUCAACUUGACAAUCUCGGCACCGCACUCACCGUAAUCAACUCCCUCCUCACGCUCUCUCCGCUGUCAAACGACGCUUCGUUGAACUUCAAGAAGCGAAUUACCGCAGGAACUGUUGCAGAGGGCGUCAAGAAAGUCAGCUGGCCAGGCCGACUGUCCUUCCAUACCCUGCAGGUUUCGAUUCCUUCGCCUCCAGCGUCGACAUCUGCACCAAUCCUUCCUUCUAACUUGAAGCAGAAGAAAUAUCGUCUCGUCGUCCUCGCUGAUGGGGCACAUAAUCCAGCAUCGGCAGAGACUCUCGGCGCAUAUGUCACUCACCUGCUCGAUCUAGCUCUCGCCUCCUCUCCAACGUCGAUCAGGACGGUCAACCUUACCUAUAUCCUCAGCCUCUCACACUCACCGCCGAAGACGCCCCUGCAAACCCUCUCGCCCAUCCUUCCUCCGAAAAUACCAUCAAGUCUCGCUUCUUCAAACAUGGGCGUCAACAUAUCCGUUGCCGUCCUACGAUUCAGCCCACCCGAGGGCAUGCCUUGGGUUAAGUCCGUCCCGCCUGCCGACCUACACACCGUCGUCAGCCACCUCGUGCCUAACGCGAACAUCUGGGUAGCCGACGACGAUGCAUACCCACCUCCUACGGCAUCCAACGGCAAGAACCUUGCACUGGAGGACGCGUUGAAGUGGGCUGCAAAGAACCAGGAUCGUGCACAGAAAGAGGCUGGUGACGGGACAAAAUGUGGCAACCUGGUCGUCCUUGCUGGGAGCUUGUAUCUCGUCGCGGAUUUCUAUCGCCUGCUUGAAGCUGAGAAGAAGCAAGAACAGGUGUAG